AUGGGUGACUGGAGCUUUCUAGGGCGGCUGCUGGAGAAUGCUCAAGAACACUCCACUGUGAUUGGAAAGGUUUGGCUGACCGUCCUCUUCAUCUUCCGCAUCUUGGUGCUGGGCGCAGCAGCUGAGGAGGUCUGGGGCGACGAGCAGUCUGACUUUACUUGUAACACGCAGCAGCCCGGUUGCGAGAACGUCUGCUACGACGAGGCCUUCCCCAUCUCCCACAUCCGCUUCUGGGUGCUGCAGAUCAUCUUUGUCUCCACGCCCACCCUCAUCUACCUGGGCCAUGUGCUGCACAUUGUCCGCAUGGAGGAGAAGAGGAGGGAGCGGGAGGAGGAGCUCAGAAAGGCCGGACGGCACCAGGAGGACCAUGACCCUCUCUAUCACAACGGAGUUGGCGAUGGAGGAGGAGGAGGAGGAGGACGAGGAGGUGGGAAGAAGCAGAAGCUGCCGAUUCGUGAUGAGCACGGGAAGAUCCGGAUCCGAGGGGCGUUACUGAGGACCUACAUCUUCAACAUCAUCUUCAAGACUCUGUUUGAGGUGGGCUUCAUCCUGGGACAGUACUUCCUCUAUGGCUUCCACCUGAGGCCGCUCUAUAAAUGUGGCCGCUGGCCCUGCCCCAAUACUGUGGACUGCUUCAUCUCCAGGCCCACUGAAAAGACAAUCUUCAUCAUCUUCAUGCUGGUGGUUGCAUGCGUCUCUCUGCUCCUCAACCUGCUGGAGAUCUACCACCUGGGCUGGAAGAAGGUCAAGCAGGGGGUCACCAAUGAGUUUGCACCCGACAGUGAGUCGCUGCUGCUGCCUGGAGACGCAGAGACGAUUCCUGAGCAGACCUCUGCGCCAGUGCUCGACUGUUUGCCGAGGUACGCCAGCGUGAGCGUGGUGGGGGGGGGGUCAGCAGAGGGAGGAGCCUACAGUCCAACUGAGGCCUCCCCUGCGGUGAUGUCCUUGCCCUCCAGACUCAAGAUGGAUGGCACAGUGUUCCACCCAGAUGAGUUCCUGUCGGAGGCCCCGCCCGCUUCUUUUUAUCGCAACGGUGAGAACGUGAGUGUCGGGAGCCACGGGCAGCUGGCGGCAAUGGAGCAGAACUGGAGCAACAUGGCGCUGGAGCUCCAGAAUCUGGAUGGAAAAAACUCCUCUUCCUCUUCCUCCUCCUGCCCUCCUCCUCUUCCCUCCACUCCCACCUCCGCCUGUACCUCUCCUCAGGAGGAGACAAACCCACCACUGCCAAAAGGGGAGCAGCACUCCACGUUUCCUACACUUCCUCGUAAUACCCCUCUGUACCCCCUCACACCGCAGGAGGCGGCGGCGGAUGAGGAGAGCCCUGCACCUUGUAUGGUCCCUGCUGACGACUUCACCGUGGUUACCAGGGCGGAGAUGCAUCAGCCUCCUGCUGCUGCGACAGACAUCCGGAAGCCAAGUCGGGCCAGCAAGAGCGGCGUCCGAGCUCGCCCUGAUGACCUGGCAGUGUAG
Molecule: messenger RNA, 1470 nt
Organism: Morone saxatilis (striped sea-bass)
Lineage: Eukaryota; Metazoa; Chordata; Actinopteri; Moronidae
Product: gap junction alpha-3 protein-like
Exons: 3
Coding region: 1-1470 (489 amino acids)
Biological process (GO): cell communication
Cellular component (GO): connexin complex
Source: RefSeq, a predicted model, not a curated record